AUGAGUGACUCUUUAGUCUCUUGUGAUCCUAUUAGUGAUAAUACACCCAUACCUAAUGCUGCACCUUCACAUGCAAUAGCUACUGGUGUACCAACUAUUGUUGUUAAAAAACCAAUACCAACAGCUCCAAGUGUCAUAGUAGUUGCAAAUUGUGGUGGUGCAGAUGGAUUUUCUGAAAACUGCGGAAAUCUUGAAGUAAUUAAAUACUUGUAUGAAUUAGGGUAUAAAGGUACAGAAGAUACAUUUAAUUCUGCUGUUGAAAGCGGAAAUCUUGAAGUAAUUAAAUAUUUUCAUGAAUUGGGCGGAAAUCUUGAAGUAAUUAAAUACUUGUAUGAAUUAGGGUAUAAAGGUACAGAAAAUACAUUUGAUUCUGCUAUUGAAAGCGGAAAUCUUGAAGUAAUUAAAUAUUUUCAUGAAUUGAGGUAUAAUGGUACGGAGUAUGCAUUUAAUUGUGCUUUUGAAAAAGCUGCAGAAAAUGGAAAUCUUGAAAUCGGAAAUCUUGAAGUAAUUAAAUACUUGUAUGAAUUAGGGUAUAAAGGUACAGAAAAUACAUUUGAUUCUGCUAUUGAAAGCGGAAAUCUUGAAGUAAUUAAAUAUUUUCAUGAAUUGGGGUAUAAAGGUACGGAAUAUGCAUUUAAUUGUGCAGUAAUUGAAAGCGGAAAUCUUGAAGUAAUUAAAUAUUUACAUGAAUUAGGGUAUAAAGGUGCAGAAUGGUAUUAUUAUGAAGAAUUAGCAAUUAAUUAUGCUACUGAAAAUUAUGACUUUGAAUUAGAGCAACAAUUAUAUAAAUUUAAGUAUAAAUAUGAAAAAUGUGCAAUUAGUUCUGCUACUAUAAACGGGUAUGAAUGUUAUGAUUGGACAAUUGAUUGUGUUGCUAAAAAUGGUCACCUUGAAAUAUUAAAAUAUUUACAUGAAUUAGGAUAUAAAGGUACAGAAGAUGCAAUAGAUAAAGCUGCUCGAAAUGGGUAUAAAUGUGACAAAUGGACAAUUUAUAUUGCAAAAGAAAAUGGUCACCUUGAAGAAGUUAUAAAAGAAGAAUAA
This is a messenger RNA of Hydra vulgaris (swiftwater hydra), 1041 nucleotides long. The record is from RefSeq and is a predicted model, not a curated record. NCBI's taxonomy places the organism in Eukaryota, Metazoa, Cnidaria, Hydrozoa, Anthoathecata, Hydridae.